Molecule: messenger RNA, 6848 nt
Organism: Microcebus murinus (gray mouse lemur)
Lineage: Eukaryota; Metazoa; Chordata; Mammalia; Primates; Cheirogaleidae
Source: RefSeq, a predicted model, not a curated record
CAUUUUAUUUGACCCAACGUAUCAAAAAUAUUACUUCAAUGUGUAAACAAUAUAAUUAACUAUUUUAAUUUUUAUUCUGUUGCCUUUCCUUUUCAUUAAAUUUAGUGAAUUAAUUUAUAUUGCUUUUUUCAUACUAAGCUUUAAACAUACCAUGGGUAUUUUGCAGCACGCCAUCAAGUGCUCCAUAGGCACACGUGGCUGUGGCUAGCUAGUGGGACACACAGACCCAGAGAAUGAAAGGAGAGCUGCAGUCACUUUGGUUUGUCUUUUACCAAGUUCAUUCAUUUCUCAGCCCCUCUACCCACUCUGAAAAAUCUCCCCCUUUCUCCCCUUAAAUUCUACUUUAUUUUGCAGACAAUUUUUGUUUCCUGAACAUUUUCGAAUACUUAAAAGUCACUGAAAAGCCUGUCCAAGAACGACAAGGCCACCCCUGGAGGAUCCAUCUCUGCUCCGGAGGGCACAGGGGCGUUCGUUUGCCCGCGCCGUGCUGGGAUUCGGCUCGCUGGGCGCACAGCGGCUACCGGCGGCUGUCAGCUACAUUCCCGGAAGGCGGUGGUCCCGGGACGCUGGGGGGAGACUGCACCGGGGUAUCAGGGCUCGUCUUGGUCGCCAGGCCGCCUUGUGACAUCAUAGUUCCACGCCUCUGGAGUUCAAGUCCACACAGGCUCCGGGCGUCCAGGGCCCUAGGGCCAAAGAUUUUUCUACACGAGAGAGGCGGGACUGGAGGAGACACCAACUAGUUCCCCUGCCACCUUGCCCCACAAAUCGUUGCUUCCAGUCUGGUCCUCCGAGUCGCCGAACGCAGGAGAACCGACCAGCGCAAGUGCGAAGAGACCCACAAACCAGAAGCUCCCUUCGUUUCCCAGGAGCACCAGCGGGGUCUUCCGGCUGGACCCCUGCCUCUGCUGAUUGGUUGGAGCGUGGCGCCACGUGAUGCAGACUCCGGUCGGCUGCUCCUGUCCCCGCUCCCAUCAGCCCCCUCCCCAACUGGAGGUCGCUGUAGGCGGAGAGCAGGUUUCCUGAGCAACCGCAGCAAGCAGUCUGUACACACCAGGCUCGAGGCUGGAGAGGUUGUGCCUGCUGCUAGACAGGUAUUAGGAGGACGGAGUGGACUGUGACCUGUCUCGAAUUGCCCUGGAAUCCAUCGUCUCCCUGGGAUAAGAUAUAAUAUUAUGAUCAUUGUUUUUAAUGGAAAAUGAUUGAAAGUGAAAAUCUAAACCAAGAAGAAAUAAUUAAAGAACUGUGUUUAUGCAAUGGUUUAUCUUAUGAGAUGGUUAUACAAGAAGGAUCCGACACUUCAAAACUGGAGAUGUUUUUCUCAGGGUAUCCUCGCAUAGUUGGAUUGUCAUUGUUUCCUAACUUAAUAAGUCUUACGAUUGUUGCUCAAGAUAUAAAAGAAAUUUCAGGUUUAGAGACUUGUUUACAACUUAAAGAACUUUGGAUUGCUGAGUGCUGCAUAGAGAAAAUUGGAGGUCUUCAGGAAUGUAGAAAUUUGGAAAAACUAUAUUUAUAUUAUAAUAAAAUUUGCAAAAUAGAAAAUUUAGAUAAAUUAAUCAAAUUGCAGGUUCUUUGGCUAAACCACAAUACAAUUAAAAAUAUUCAGGGCUUGCAAACUUUGAAGAAUUUAAAUGAUCUCAACCUUGCUGGAAAUCUAAUAAGCAGCAUUGGCCGAUGUCUUGACCCUAAUGAACAACUGGAAAGAUUAAACCUUUCUGGUAACCAAAUAUGUUCUUUCAAGGACCUCACUAACUUAACCAGGCUGCGUUGCUUAAAGGAUUUAUGUCUGAAUGAUCCUCAAUAUAAAACCAAUCCAGUUUGUCUGCUGUGUAAUUAUUCCACACAUGUAUUGUAUCAUCUGCCUUGCCUUCAAAGACUAGACACAUUUGAUGUGUCAGCAAAGCAAAUCAAGGAACUGGCAGAUACCACAGCAAUGAAAAAAAUAAUGUAUUACAAUAUGCGUAUAAAAACUGUUCAAAGGCAUCUUAAUGAAGACCUUGAAAGACUGAAUGAUCGAAAAUGCAAAUUACAAAAGUUGCCCGAAGAACGAAUAAAAUUUUUCAGCUUUGCAAAGAAAAGUUUGGAACGGGACCUGGCUGAACUAAAGGGAUCUGGCAAAGGGCACAGUGCUAGAUCUAAUAACAAUAAAGUAACUGAGCUUGAAAAACCAAAGAAUUAUGAAACUGUCACAGAAGAACCAAGUCUUCAACAGAAGAUACUGACCAAGCUAAAUGCCUUGAAUGAAAGGGUAGCAUUCUGGAACAAAAAACUAGAUGAAAUUGAAGCAAUUUAUCACACUGAAGUAAAGCAAAAGAAGAAAGCUCAUGGCUUAUUGAUCCCAUUUUUGUUAAUUGAGUUGGAGACUGUGGGGAAUAUCCAUUUUGAAGAAGGCACUCGAUCUGAUGACUGGUUUAACUCCUGCUAUGAAUUAAUUCUGUCACGUUUUUGUACAUGGGACUUCAGAACAUAUGGUAUUACAGGAGUAAAAGUAAAACGUGUCAUUAAAGUUAACAACCGCAUUCUGAGACUAAAAUUUGAAGAGAAAUUUCAAAAGUUUUUGGACAAUGAAGAUAUGCAUGAUCCGGAGAGCUAUCGAAAGAUGCUAGAAUGCCUUUUUUAUGUUUUUGAUCCUGAAGUUACAGUAAAGAAAAAGCAUCUGCUACACAUACUUGAAAAAGGUUUCAAAGAGAAUGAAACAAGCAAGCUGCCUCUCAAAAAAGAAGCUGUUAUUCUUGCUAACAGCCUAAGUAUGUGUGAGUGUCCCAGAAUUGAAUUUCUACAGCAAAAGCACAAGGAUGAGAAGAAAAAUUCUCUUGAGCAUGAACUCUUCAGACAUGGGAUCCUCCUCAUUACAAAGGUUUUCCUUGGCCAGAGUGUUCAGGCUAAUGAGCAAGAAUCCAUCAGUCAAGCCAACUAUCCAAUGUUUAAUUCAGUGUUCAUUCCUCGGAAAUAUUUACUAAAUUCUAUCAUAGGACAAAGAAACUGUGAUUGCAGCAUUCGGCAGUGCAAGUGGUUUGUCUUUGAUCAUGACCUUGUUUUGCCAGAAUACGUUGUUGAAUUUGAGUAUAUUACAGUGGUCAAGGCUCACUCUUUAUUUUCUUCAUUCAACAAUGUUAUUCUAGAAGAAAGCAAAAAAAAUUCAGAAGGAUCCAUAUUGUCCCAGGAUUUGAAAUUUGAUGAUGAAGUUAUAAAAAUGCAGCCCAAGAUCAAGCCCCGACCAAAACUUAUUAGUUUGGAUGAUAAAAUAAUUCUUUCCCUUGCCAAGACUAGCAUUUUCAGUCAUAUUGUGAGUCUGAAUCUACAUGGGAACAGCUUGAGUAAAUUGAGAGAUCUUGCCAAGUUAACAGGACUUCGGAAACUGAAUAUUAGCUUUAAUGAAUUUACUUGUUUAGAUGAUGUAUACCACUUGUAUAACCUUGAAUACUUGGAUGCAAGCCAUAACCAUGUGAUAACCCUUGAGGGAUUUAGAGGUCUGAUGAAACUAAAGCACUUAGACUUGAGCUGGAAUCAACUGAAAAAAUCUGGUGAUGAAAUAAAUAUGUUAUGCAAACAUACAGCAAACCUUCUCACUCUUGAUAUUCAACAUAAUCCAUGGCAAAAGCCAGCCACAUUGAGGCUAAGUGUUAUUGGCAGAUUAAAGACUCUUACACAUUUAGAUGGAGUUCUCAUUUCUGAAGAAGAAGCGACAGAAGCUAUGAAAUUUAUUACUGGAACAAGGAUAACUCAGUUAUCUCUCUUACGGCAUUGUAGUACUAAAGAGGAGAGACCACGGAUACUUAGUAUAUGGCCUUCUGCCAAAAUUCUGACACAGAUUUCAAAGUUAGGACCACAUCUACAUCUGAGUGGAAACUGGUACUUGAAGAUAACUGCCUUAAAUUUCGAUGGACAACAUCUCUUUGAAAUCACAAAUUUAGAAAAAUUGGAAAAUUUGAAAUGGGCAUCAUUCAGCAAUAAUAACCUCACUAAAAUGGAAGGCUUGGAAUUUUGUGUUAAUUUGGAAGAACUCACAUUAGAUGGAAACUGCAUCUCAAAGAUAGAAGGUAUUUCCAAGCUGACUAAAUUAACCCGGCUCAGCAUAAAUAAUAAUCUUCUCACUGGUUUGGAAAAGCAUACUUUUGAUAACAUGCUUCAUCUUCACUUCCUUUCUCUUGAGAACAACAGAAUCACAUCAUUGAGUGGUUUACAAAAAACUGUUACUCUAGUCGAAUUAUACAUAAGCAAUAACUAUGUUGCUGUCAAUCAGGAGAUCUACAAUUUAAAGGGUUUAUGCAACUUGGUCAUUCUAGACAUGUAUGGAAACAUUGUUGUAUGGAAUCAAGAAAACUACCGGUUGUUUGUAAUAUUUCAUCUUCCAGAACUGAAAGCUUUGGAUGGAAUCUCAAUUGAACCACCAGAGACUGAGAAUGCAAAAGAUUUGUUUGGUGGCAGACUAACUUCUGACAUGAUUGCAGAACGACAAGGACAUUCCACUUUCACCGAAAUACAAGAACUCAAUUGGACUUCAUCGUCUAUCAGAACUGUGGAUUUGAUUCCAGUUGAUCAGUUUAGAAAUGUGUGUAAUGUGAAUCUACAGAACAAUAAUCUUACCUCAUUUAGUGGAUUAGUCUAUCUGCCUAAUGUGAAGGUCUUAUGCCUCAACUAUAAUCAUAUUGAAUCAAUCAUGCCCAGAGUAAAGCCUCAGACUCAUUUAACCAACAGACAACUACUCUACCACAAAGUGGCUUCAAGUGGCUAUGGACAGCAAGGAACUUCAAAAACAAACAGAGAUACAAUGUGCAGUGAAAAUUUGCCUCCAAUAAUGCACAGUUUAGAAGUUCUUCAUCUGGGCUACAAUGGAAUUUGUAAUUUAAUCCAGCUACAACUUAACAGACUGAGAAAUUUAAAAUUCCUCUUUCUACAGGGGAAUGAAAUAAGUCAAGUUGAAGGGCUUGACAACUUAGUAGUCCUUCAGGAAUUGGUAGUGGACCAUAACCGCAUCAGAGCAUUUAAUGACAGUGCUUUUGCCAAACCAAGUUCUUUGUUGACACUUCAUCUGGAGGAAAACAGACUACGAGAGCUGAGCAAAUUACAGUCUUUGGUAAAACUAGAGAAACUCUUCCUAGGAUACAAUAAAAUCCAGAAGCUGCAUAUCCUUGAUAACAGAUUUUGGUGUGAAGCUUUUGACUUAGCCAUCGUGUCCAACAACAUAGCUUUGGAAAAUUAUUCCCUGUUGUCUUACUUCUUCAGGAAGAAUCACAGACACACAAUUGAAAGAUGAGUUAUUUAACUCAGCUUUAUAGUCUCAUUUGAUCCUUGAAUCUAAAUGAUUCUCCUACCUGGCAUCCAGCUUCUCUGUCUACUUUUAAACAUCUAAAUAAUCACCUGAAGCUGGAAAUGACUCCAGGAAACAGUCUAUUGCUAAGUGUCUUGUCCUAAAUGAAGGUCCUAAUCUGGACCUCUACUAUUACUACCUUAAGGGCUUAUCCUAACAAUAUACUCAAAAGGUAACAACCACUGGUGUGCUGGUUCAUGUUUAACUGGCUUUCUGGGGGGAACCCUAAUUAGCAGCAUUUGCCAAUUUCCAUAGUGUAAUUUCUUCUACCAUUGACAAUUUCAAGCUAAAACUCCAUCUCACAAAAUUCACCAAUUGACUUUUGUGAGCCUGUAUAAGGUAAUUCCAAUGCACCACUGUAAAAAUUAUCCUAUAUUAAAAAUGGGAAACCAUCAGGAGAGGGAAACCUCUCCCCUCAAGUUAUGGGCAUACUAGUUUGUUUGAUGUCUCUUUAAAACUUUAUACCAGCAUUAUCCUCCUCACAUUUAACAGUCUAUUCUCAUUCUCGGUCUAUUUCUAGUCCAUAUUUUCUAUGAGAAAAGAACAUUUUGAUUAGAAAUAUUUCACUAGUGAACACUGCUAUAUUCUCUUUAAUUUGAGAAAAUAAUGUAAAACUUUUCAUAUGUCCAUGAUUUAUAAUCAGGCUUUGAUUCCACAGAUAGAAACUGCCUGUGAGCAAAAAUACACAGUAUCUCUAUAGAUAAUAAGAUGUUAAAGCUUUGUAAAGCCUUCCUUUAUGAUACUUCCAAAAUCAAAAUUGUUAAAGAUCAGUCAUUUUAAAAAUCAAAUUCUACUUCCAAAUGAUCUAAAAUAUGUCUGCAGUUGUAUGUACACUUUUAAUUCCCAAUAGGAAUAUGGGUAUAUCAAUAACUUUGUUGUAUUACUACGAACUAACAAUAACCUGAAGCUGAGCUUGUUGGCUAAAUUUUGUAAGAAAUAGCAUUUUAGAAAUAAUUUUGCAAAAACUAAAAGGUACGCUGAAGAAACCCAGGAUUCUUUUUUUAGAAAAGGUAUACUUGCAAACUUCCACAAAUGUUAAAUGGAUAAUAAUAAAUAAUCUUAUGCAACAGGGAAGGUGAAUUAUUUAACUAGAGAAAUAGUUUUUCAGCUAUAUAUAUUCCCAGUAAGUAUAGCAGGCUACUUAAUAUCUCAUGUUGCUUUACUGUUAAAGUUGUGUUUAAAUAUGUACCUUUGAAAUUGUUUAGACUGGGUUCGCCUUUUCCACAUUUCUUAGUCAAUAUUCUAGAAGAAUUAACCAAAUAUUCCUAGAAUAAAUCAAAACUCUUCUGAGAAGAAAUUUGGUCUUUUCUUGUAAGUGCUGCUAUAUGGCCGAUUUUCCAUUUUAGACUGUCAUGUUUGCCAGUCAUGUAUUUGGAAUCUACAGUAAACAUAUCUGCCUUUGUUCAACAAAACAGAAUACCGUCACUCAAGCUCACUUUAAAAGAUUUAGUCAUGAGAUAGCUGCAAUCCAACACUUACAUAUAAUCAGUUCAAGUUAGGCUAUAUUUGAAGAUGGUGGGUCUAACCAAAUAAUAACUUA